Molecule: messenger RNA, 1881 nt
Organism: Bursaphelenchus okinawaensis
Lineage: Eukaryota; Metazoa; Nematoda; Chromadorea; Rhabditida; Aphelenchoididae
Source: the annotation of a GenBank genome assembly
AUGCGACCGUUUUUUAAAUCAAAACGUUCCGAUUCGGGUCAAUUUUUGUUGGACAGACGAUAUUCAUUGGGUGAUACAAAAAGGUAAAACAAAACUAGAUUACUUUGGCUUGUUUUAGUUUUGUAAAAAGUAUUAUAAAAGUAAAGUAAAGUUUCAAAUCCUAAGUAUAAAUUAAAGUUAUGUAAUCGAUUUACAUUUCAGUAACCAGUUAGAAUGGGCACCGCCAGUUCGUGUCGUCGCCGUGAUCACGUUAUUCGCUUCAACCUUGGAUUUGUUGGCCGACUUUUUGUUGUGUAGUAGGUAUGAAAGCAUUAAAAUAACUAUUAUAAUGAAACUAUAAUUAAAGAUACAUGCUACUCGUUUUUUGAGUUGCGUUAGUGUACAUUUAGAGAAAAGGGGUAAUGGCGAGGGUGUUGUAAGAGAGGGUGGGGUAAAUUUUUUUUUAAAAAAAUUUUAAAAAAUGAGAUGUGGAUAGAUCUAAUAGAAGGCUCACUAACCCUCCGGCCCGAGAGAAUAAAAGCAAAUUGAAGGCCCGGCCUAAAUGAAGACCGCAGGAGGCUAACUUAGGUCUCGCAACGAAAGAUUUCACUACCAAAAAGAGUAAAACAACAAAAUUAAGCGCGGCCCGCCUGCUUUAUAGGUUUAGAUGGGUUCGGAGAAGGAGAUGAAAGACGUUAAAUUUUUUUUAUUUGGGAAGGGGGUGGUAAAAAAAUAUUUUUAUUUUGGUGGGGAGGGGGUGAAAAAAAAAUAUUUCCCUCCUCCACGCUGUAAAAUAAAAAAUAUCUCCAAAUUAAAAUUUAGGCUAGCCGAAUUCCUGAACAAUUUUCAAACCGAAACCGCGCGAAACUGUGCCUAUGGCUAUUUCUUCUUCACCGGCGUCUCAAUGUUGGUGUACGUGUUCGAGAUGGUGGAUGUGUGUUUAACGUUGAAGCACGAUGAAGAAGAUGUCUUUUUUGCACGACUAGCUAAAUCAAUGGUACUAUGUUGUGAAGAGGUGCCAUUACCAUCACUGUUAUAUGUACUAUUCACUACUGAGCCGAGGUUAUCACUAGCCAAUCCAGUACAUAUCGCUUCGUGGAUCAAGUUGAUCACACUCAGUUGGGGAAUCGUUAAAUUCACUAAAUUGAGGUUCUUCUGGCCGUUCCUAAUUUGUAAUCCUAAACAUGAACGACAGUAAGUUUUUAUAGUGAAAUAGUUUUUUAACCUAGCCCUAGUCCAGAGCCCUAGCCUAUAGCCCUAGCUCAGAGCCCUAGCUCAAUGUCUUAGCCUAGGGCCCUAGCCCAGAGCCCUAAUCCAGAUCUCUAGCUCAGAGUCUUAGCCCAGAGCCCUAGCCCAGAGCCCUAGCCCAAAGUCCUAACUCAGAGCCCUAGCCCUAAAUUUAGCUUUAGAUGUUGCCGUUGCCUUGGCCUUUGCACUGGCCUUGUCCUAGUCUUGCUCUAGCAUUGCCCUAGUCAUAUGCUUAAGGGUAACUUUAGUCUUAAGCCUAAUCUUGAUUUUGGUUUUAGUACUGGCCUUAAUUUUAGUCGUAGCUUUAAGCCUAAUCUUGGCUUUGGUUGUAGACUUGGUCCUAGCUCUAGUUCUAAAUUUAAGCUUAAACUCACCUUCACCCUGCCUUAUCUUCUUAUCGUAGCCUAAUCCGACCUUUUGUAGCCUGGCUUUCAACAAACUAAAAAUUAUAUGUUGGAUUACCUGCUUAAAACAAUAUAAAUAAUUUCAUUUUUCAGAGAGAAUGUUCGUCGAAUGUUCCAAUUUACAAUGUAUCGAUGUGCCAUGAUAUUUGUCAACUUUUGUCACUUUUUGGCCAUCUUCAUUGUCAUUAACAACUUGAUUGAAAGUGGAAAAGGCGGACGACCAAUUGCUGUACAACACUCUCUCAAAUGA